Molecule: messenger RNA, 729 nt
Organism: Aspergillus uvarum CBS 121591
Lineage: Eukaryota; Fungi; Ascomycota; Eurotiomycetes; Eurotiales; Aspergillaceae
Exons: 5
Coding region: 195-497 (100 amino acids)
Source: RefSeq, a predicted model, not a curated record
CCUGGCCUGGGCUGGCAUGUAACAGACCCUCCCCGUGAUACAUAGCAAAGAAGCCCUAAAUAAAUACAAGCUUCCUGCUCCCACAGCCCCCUGUGCAACUUUCACGUUCCUUUGAAUUUUUGUCCAAUUUGCUACGUCUAAAACUAGUAUAGUUCUUUUGUUUGUGUUCUUGAUUUUCAUUUCUCCCACUCACCAUGAAAUUCUCCCUCACCCUCCUCGCCACUGCGGCCCUGACAGCCACGGGGGCCCUUGCCUUCCCGCACGGCACCACCGAGAUGGCCAACAUGAACAUGAGCGCGAUGGAGGACAGUCCCGACAGCGCCACGCAGACUUCGCCGCAGGACUCCUCGUCGUCACCUUCCUCCAAGCCCAGCAGCAGCAGCAGCAGCAGCACUCCCAAGCCAAGUAAGACGGCCGGUACCCCGGAUGAAAACGACGAAGAUUUUCUCACGGGUCUUUUGGGCAAUCUCGGUCUGGGUGGUCUGGGGCUUUUUUAGCUCGGCUAAGACUUGGGGCAUUCGGGUUGAGAAUGAGUUUAGGGUAAUUGGAUUGUGGGGAGAUGGGCUCGAGAGAGAUAGAGGAAAGAAGAGCAUUAGCGGCAAGGGAAGGGGGCUGGUUUCAUUAUUUUUUUCCGUGGGAACUCUUCAGUAUCUAAUUCCAAACAUUAUGUCCGAAUCUAUGAAAUUACGCCGAAGUGACUCUGGUGUGUUUCAGGGUGGCUUUGAGUAA